Meleagris gallopavo (turkey) is the source of this 4820-nucleotide messenger RNA. It is a transcript of the gene LHFPL2, whose product is annotated as LHFPL tetraspan subfamily member 2. Lineage: Eukaryota; Metazoa; Chordata; Aves; Galliformes; Phasianidae. The record is from RefSeq and is a predicted model, not a curated record. Gene Ontology annotation, cellular component: membrane.
GCCGCCGGGCGGCCGGACAGGUCGCUCCCUCGGGACGAGGCGAGCGGCUUCCAAGCGCGCACGGAAAGCUUCGGCGUGUGGAUGUGGAUGCGGGCAGGGUUUCAGCUCGCUGGGUUGUGCAGAGGCGGAGGCGCGAGGGCUUUUUCUGCUGCUGAUGUCAUUUCUCUCUUCCGUAGGUGCGCGAUGUCGAGCAGUGGGCAGUCCCCACAGCCUUCCCCGCCGGCUCGGAGCGUCAUGUGCCAGUAUGAGCAGUAAGAGGGAAAAGCGCGCUUUGGAGCUCAGCAUCCCCGCGAGAAAAAAGGAGGAACUGAGUGGAGAGGACGAAUGACUGUACUGCUUGCAAAACUUGUAGCGGUUCACUUUUUCUCCUGAGGAGUUUUGACUUGGCUGCUGUGAGAGCUGAAAGAGCAAGCGGAGCUGCAGCAGUGAUUUACUCGUGGUCCUUCUUCUCUGCUGUUACUUAACUUUUUUCCCCCUCGUGCCCGGAUUUAAGACUACCAGCUGCACUGUUUGCAAGCAGUGGACACCAAUAUGUGUCAUGUCAUUGUAACGUGUCGGUCAAUGCUAUGGACUCUCCUGAGCAUCGUCGUGGCUUUUGCGGAGCUCAUCGCUUUCAUGAGCGCGGACUGGCUGAUUGGCAAAGCCAAACCGGUCAGCACCGAUGACAUGGACAACAGAACGGGAGGGCCGCAGGAACCCUACCGCCCGACCCUGGGCAUCUAUGGGCGCUGCACAAGGAUCUCUCACAUGCAGCUCUCCAGGCGAGAUACGCUUUGUGGCCCUUAUGCUGAAAACUUCAGUGAGAUUGCCAGUGGGUUCUGGCAGGCGACCGCUAUUUUCCUAGCUGUGGGAAUCCUGAUCCUCUGCGCUGUGGCGUUUGUGUCUGUCUUUACUAUGUGUGUGCAGAGUAUCAUGAAGAAAAGUAUUUUUAAUGUCUGUGGGCUGCUACAAGGGAUUGCAGGCCUCUUCCUUAUCUUAGGCUUGAUACUUUACCCUGCAGGUUGGGGAUGCCAGAAAGCAAUAAGCUAUUGUGGACAUUAUGCUUCUGCUUACAAACUGGGAGACUGCUCCUUGGGCUGGGCUUUCUACACGGCUAUUGGUGGCACUAUUCUGACGUUCAUCUGUGCAGUCUUCUCGGCGCAAGCUGAAAUCGCCACAUCCAGUGACAAAGUGCAAGAAGAGAUAGAGGAAGGAAAAAACCUUAUCUGCCUCCUUUAAUUCCGAUGGGAAAAAAUACCAGUGCCUGGAUAUUAAUUUGCUAUCCACGGACUCGAGGUGAUCCACUUACCAGUUUCCACAGUUUGUGUGAUUGAGCCCCAUGCAUUUCAGCCCUGAACUACUGAAAUGGUCUUUCUUCCUUGUUGGGCAGUGAGGAUCAGAAAAGAUCCCAAGAAAGGAGAAUGUAAACACUUGGGGAUUUUUUAGUUUCAUUAUAUUAUCAGGACACUGUGGAGUAUAUUAAUCAGAUUGGGGAUGUGAGGAAUCAUAUAUAUAAUGGGGAUAUUAUUACAUAGCUGACAAAUUCUGAUUGAUUGGAUUGCCUUACCAACCUUGGUCACUUUAAAAAAAUUGGAUUUAAAAUAAUAAAAGCCAGCACAUUUUUUUUUCUUUAACACAACCAAGAACACAACCUAUUUUAAUUAGGCAUUCUUUCCAAGGGCUCCCCUCACCUGUGAAUCUUUCACCACCACCUGACUUGGUACCAUAUUUUUGAGGUGCUUUUUCAUACUGAACGUCCUUAAAGUACAGUGCCUUCUCAGAGAGUAAGUAUGCGAUGGAGAGAUCAAAGCUGACAUGAUGCAGUUCACACAAAUCUGUCAACAGUUAAGGCUGAAUACCUACCACAUCUCCUGCUUGAAACUUUACAACACAAGGUGUGUGACCCUUGUCUAGCAGGUUAAUUAUUUUGUUUUCACUGACCCAGUAGAGAUGCUGUUGUUAACACUGGUUUUUCACUUGAAUCUGAUGCAACUGUUAGAAAUACCAUUUUACUGUAUGUUGAAACAGCAACUCUGCCUUUAUCUGAAAUCCCCCAAAUCCCAAGCAGAUGAUAAUUCCCCAGAGCACAGCUGGGCAUUAUUUUGUGAAUGCCAACAGCUAGAGCUGGGCUUUAGCCUCUUGUAUAAGUGUUCAUCAAAUGCUGGGCUUCAAUGGUAUUAUUCUUCCUUUUGCCUUUUGUGAAACUUCAUUCCUAGUCUGCAGAUCGGUUUCAUGUCCCAGAACCAGCUACAUCCUUAAGAAAUUUACAUUUUUCUGGAAGUCAUGCCAAAUUCUUAAUGGCUGUGAAGACCUUUUCCAAUUUUUUGAACCACAUGUAGCGUGGAACCUUUUCCAACUAAAUCAGCAGAAAUAACAGACCUUGCCGCAAAUGACAUUCCUUUCUUAAAAACAGUCGGUUGCAUUACUUGUGGUGUCCCAUCACUUACUAGAACUACUUGUAAAAACAAAUUUAAAAGGUAUUUAAAAAAAAAAAAGGAAUGAUGCAACUGUGGCACAGAAGCACUAGGAAGAAUUCAUCAGAGAAGUAAUUCUCAUGAACUUUAAUUGAAUUCCUCUUCUUAUUUCUUGGUGCAUGUUUCACAUCACACGUUGCUUUCUAUCACUGGAGCCUGGUCAGUCUAUCAAAGUGUGCUGUUAGCUAUUUAUGGAUAUUAACAAUCGUAACUGUACAGAUAGAAGACUAAUUUCAAUACACUGCUCCUCUCUGGGUGAUUCACAAGACUUGUAAAAGCAGCCACUAGCACAAGCCUGUGGCUAGCCUUGAGCAUGGCUGAGCACUGGUGCUGGAGCACCCCUCAGUGCCUGCUGUGGCCCACAGACCAUGCCUCAGCCCAGCCCACCUGUGGAGGAAGCAGACUCAGCUCCCUGCCAGUGCCCAUCAGCACACAGCACGUGUUCAAGCCAGGUGCUGGACGGAUAUGGAGCUGAUGGCUGAGCCACUGUUCAAAAACCGGGAUCAACUUCUGCCAAUAUUAAAAAGGGAUUGUUUUAAUUUAGCAGCUUCUUGCAUUCAUCUGUUUCUCUAGCCCACCACAGUGUAGAUUUUAAAACGGGUAGUUAACUUUUCUUUAAAAUAUUUAUAAACGGUGUGUAACCACUUAUGCCAAUUAUCUGCAUAUAGCAAAAUUUAUUUUAAAAAAAAAACUUUCGGAACAAAGUGGUAUUUGAGGACAAAAAGUCACAGCCAGCAUGUCUUGACCACACUUGUGGUUUCCUAUUUUUUCCUGGACACAUACACACAUACACACUCUGAAGAACAUGCAUGCUACUUGUUUAGCACAGCUGCAGUGUGAUAGAAAAGAUCCCUUGGUGUUCCUCUUGAGCCCUCUACUGGAGUGCGUACCAGAGGAGGCUGGGGCAUUAGCCCAGCUGUGCUUUUCUCAACAGUAUAAUUGGAAGAGAAGGGCUGGUAAGAAGAAGACUAACUAUAAAUUGGCUAAAAAUUAAUUUUAAAAAUUUAAUUAAUUCCGAGGUUUUAUCAGUUGGAUUUGGAGUUUUAACUUUUCUUAAGUGGGUAGCAAUCCGAUGUGAAUGUUGCCACUGCCAAGACUUCUUGUAACUACGUUACUGAAGUAAAUGCUGCUUUGGCUUGAGCACCUGAUUAGCCAGAACCAAAGUCAGUAUUUCCAAAUGGUAUGGAGGGCACACGCUGCUUAGGCUUAGAAGUAAGCAGUGAACAACCCCAGUAUACACUGCUAUGAUCUAAAACAUGCUUAAAAUUUUUAAUAUUGGGCUGUUUUGUUUUGUUUUUAAUACUAAGGAAGUAUUUUCAGUGGCAUGUUUUGCUUUUGUUUUCAUUUGUAACCAAGAAGAGCCAGCUUUUCUGCUUGUUGCUGAUAUGCUAUCAACCUGCUCUGCAACGGCAUAAUCAACUAACUUGCAAGAAUAUCCACGUUCAUCACAUAGCACACAGACAGAUGGAAGACGGGCUGGGAAGAAAUACAGAAAAACAAUAAUCAGAAUUUCCUUUCUCAGGGUUCUGUUUUUCUGGCAAUUGAUAAGGUGUUAUGUAUGGCCGCUUUUUUUCUGGAUGAAGUUUUCAGAUGUAGGGUGCUUUUAUUAAAUCUGACAGCUGUUUGAAGUUGUUCCUGACUGUCACCUGAACAGCAGCUUUCAAAGAUGUUUAGAAAAAAAAAGAAAGAAAUCAGAUAAAAACUAAUUUAAUUAAUUUCAUGAGGGGGGCUGCAGAGCGUAACUGCUUCUUAAUGUACAUGCACUGCAUAGGAUCUAGAAGACUUUGCUGUGGAUUCUUUAAAACCUGUGUGCCAGUUAGCUCAGUUUAACUUUGUUUUUGUGGUAUUGAAGAGUUCUUCAAGCAUCUGUGGUUUGAUCAACUUUGUAAACUUAUAUUCUGUAAAGUGCCAUAGACUUUUUUUAAUUGUAGCAUAUUUAAAUAUAUAUAUAUACACAAAUUUGUGUGAGAUGUGCAAUAACAGGAAUGUCUUUUGGUGGGUUUUGUUUUUUUUUGUUGUUUUUUUGUUUUUUGUUUCUUUUGUUUUUUUUUUUUGGUUGCUUUUGCUAUUGAACAGGAUAUUUGAAAAGGGACUUCCCAGGGAAGAAUUGGUGUGUGUUGGUGGUGUGGACAGACUAAGCAUAGAAUAAUGCAAUACAGUUAUGGAUUCUGAAGAUGAAUACAUCAUUAACAGUAGUUAAAGAUCUAACAAAAAUCUCUUCUAGGGUGAUUUAAUCUACAUAAUACAGACAGUUGAAAUGUGAAGCUGUAGCUAUUUCUAGCGUAUACAAUCUGAAAGCUGAAAAGGCUCAGCACGGUUUCUCAGUGUGAUUUAUUUAUAAUGUGGCAUUGCAAAAAAAAAAAAAAA